Messenger RNA from Diaporthe citri, 2007 nucleotides. RefSeq lists its product as uncharacterized. Gene Ontology annotation, biological process: DNA-templated transcription; regulation of DNA-templated transcription. The record is from RefSeq and is a predicted model, not a curated record. The transcript has 3 exons. Gene Ontology annotation, molecular function: zinc ion binding; DNA binding; DNA-binding transcription factor activity, RNA polymerase II-specific. The coding region runs from base 1 to 2007 and encodes 668 amino acids. NCBI's taxonomy places the organism in Eukaryota, Fungi, Ascomycota, Sordariomycetes, Diaporthales, Diaporthaceae.
AUGGCCGAUUCCUCUCAACCAGCCUCCGCCGCCGCAGCUCCAUUUCCACACAUCCGCAGCUGCGAAUCGUGCCGCCAGCGCAAAGUGAAAUGCGACCGCCGCCAGCCCUGCUCGCACUGUACGCGGUCGGGCCAAGACUGCGUCUACCCAGCAGGGCCGGGGCGGGCGCCGAAACGGUCACGCCGCGCCGAGAAUGCACAGCUCAUGGACAAGCUGAGCCGGCUUGAGCAUAUCAUCAAGCGUCUUGCAUCCGAGAACAAGGGAGAUGCUGAAGCUGCCGUAGACCAUACUUCUGAGGAAGAUGUGGACCACACUGAAGCGACUCCUCAUUCCUCCAGACCAGAUAGCGAAGACAAGCAACGACCGUCCAAAUCGGCGAGCGAGACGCCGAAAGCCUCGGGCAAGAAUGCCUCGUCCCUUGAUGUUCAGUUCGGCCGUCUUGUGAUCAAUGAUUCCAAGAGCUAUUAUGUCGGCAAUGUGCUCUGGGCAAACUUGGCAAACGAAAUCCACGGCCUCCGCGACAUGGUGAAAGAAGCUGAAGACCAAAGCGACGACGACGAAACCGAUGUGCAACCCGUGCCUCCAGCUCAAGCUUGUGAUUCAUCGGGAGCCAACGCUGCUCUCUUCGGCUUUCGCGCACUUGCAUACUCCUUGCUCUCAUUCCACCCCUCUCUACCACAGGCGGUGAACCUGUUUGCAGUCUUCACUGAGAACGUGUCACCGGUGAUUCGCCUGUUCCAUAUGCCAACGCUGUCGAAGUCAUACUGGGAAGCCAUCGCCUCCCUCGAUUCCCUGGACAAGAACACAGAAGCCCUCUUAUUUGCCAUCUACUACUCCACGACAAUCAGCUUAUCGAAUGCCGAGUGCUUGUCACUCUUAGGUACGGCGAGAGAUGCUGCCACAGAGAAGUACCGCUUCGCCGUCGAGCAGGCGCUGGCCAGGGCGGACCUCCUCAACACACACAGCAUGGUGCUCCUCCAGGCCGCCGUCCUGUUCCUGUCAGCCCUGCGGAACCAAGACGACUCGCGCACCACGUGGUCGCUGACGGCCUUGGUCUUCUACGUCGCGCAGAGCAUGGGCCUGCACCGCGACGGCACCGUCUUCGGGCUGCGACCGUUUGAGACGGAGCUUCGGAGGCGGCUGUGGUGGUACAUCUGUGUCCUCGAUGGCCACUCGUCGAAAUACCAGGAGCACGAGGCAAACCUCCAUCAGUUUUUCUCCGACACUAAACUCCCUCUGAACAUAAAUGACGGCGAUUUGUUUCCAGACAUGACAGAGGCCCCGCCUGAGAGGGACGGCUGGACCGACAUGAUGUUUUGUCUGGUCAGAUGCGAGGCUAUCAACACUGCUUCGAGCACCAAGCUGAUCGGCCCUGGGCUUCAGAGAGGGCCAUGGAGGGCUGGUGGGGACAGCAAGUCCGCUGAGCUGGAGGUGGAGGAGCGAAAAGCGAUAGUGCAAAGCUUUGUCGAAAGAGUAACUGACAAGUACCUGCGCCAUUGCGACCCGUCAGUGCCGGUCCUCCUCAUGUCUUCCAUGGUAAUCAAGCUCAUCUUCGCUCGCUUCUGGCUCCUGGUGUACCGCCCCCAGCCGGGUCCCAACAGCAACGACACAAGCCGCGAGACCAGCGCGACACCGGCGGAUGCACGCCGCAGCAGCAGCAGGGGCACGACGCCGUCCGACCAUGAAAGCAAAACACCGGUCGACGCAGAGACCCGGCACAAGCUCUUCAUCAUCUCCGUCGAGGUCCUCGAGCUCUCGACCACCAUCCUCACGCACCCCAAGCUCGUCAGGUGGGCGUGGUACUCGAGGACCUACGUCCAGUGGCACGCCAUCGGCUACGUCCUGGCCGAGAUCUGCUGCCGCCCGCCGUCGGCCGAGUGCGACCGCGCCUGGGCGGCCGUCAUGGGGGUUUACGACUCUGGGAUACUGCGGACGAACGAGCCCAAGGGCGCGGUGUGGAAGCCUAUCAGGCGGCUGAUGGCUAAGGCUCGGAUUCACGAGGAAUAG